This is a messenger RNA of Exophiala xenobiotica, 618 nucleotides long. RefSeq lists its product as uncharacterized. Gene Ontology annotation, molecular function: 4-hydroxy-tetrahydrodipicolinate synthase activity. The transcript has 2 exons. The coding region runs from base 1 to 618 and encodes 205 amino acids. The record is from RefSeq and is a predicted model, not a curated record. Lineage: Eukaryota; Fungi; Ascomycota; Eurotiomycetes; Chaetothyriales; Herpotrichiellaceae.
AUGCACCCUUCCAAGAAACAUACUCACAACGUUCCUCGCCCUGGCUGCUAUGUUCCUGCAGUAACCUUCUUCGACUCCGAUACAGACAGACUCGAUUUGGAUGCGCAAGCAAAGUACUAUUCAUAUCUGGCGUCUACAGGUCUCACCGGACUUGUCAUCCUGGAAACCAAUGGCGAGACGUUCCUUUUGUCUCGUGAAGAGCGGACGGCAUUACUCGAACUUGCGCGCAAAUCGGUCCCUACGAACUAUCCGAUAAUCGCUGGAGUGAGCGGCCAUUCUACUUCACAGGUGAUUGAGUUCAUCGCCGAUGCGUGUCCAGCCGGUGCCGAUUACGCCCUGGUACUGCCUUGUGCAUAUUUCGGCAAACAGACCACGCCAGCUGUCAAGCAGGUGGCCUUGGCCGAAUCACCCACAAAGACCGGCAUCGCGAUCACCAAGUACGCGGCUGUUACCUUUACUGCUCCAAAGGCCGGAAUUCCCAAUGCAGCUUCGCUCUUGAAACCCCGACAUCCAUAUGAAGCGCCACUCGAGGCCGCCAAAGAAUCAAUCUGGACAGCCAUGGAAGGAUUAGACAAGGAGGAACAGCGUAUAUUGGCUCCGACUCAAACUCGCCCUUAG